This is a messenger RNA of Angiostrongylus costaricensis, 222 nucleotides long. NCBI's taxonomy places the organism in Eukaryota, Metazoa, Nematoda, Chromadorea, Rhabditida, Metastrongylidae. The record is from the annotation of a GenBank genome assembly.
AUGGAGAGUGCAGCCGGCUACAUGACGACCUGUUUACUAACAAUCCAAACAUCCGUUGACAUCGUUAUCUCGGUGUUCAUGGGACCUUUGGAACGCAUGGUGAAGAAUCGCUUAAUGCCCACUGACGGCAAUAUCAGAAGUCGUGCAGCUGAUACAGGAAAAGUAGAGCAUUACAAAAAGAAGAAAUGGCAAGUGGAAAAUUUUAAGUGGGAAGUACAGUAA